Messenger RNA from Cygnus atratus (black swan), 870 nucleotides. RefSeq names its product feather keratin 1. The transcript has 3 exons. Bases 172 to 525 code for a protein of 117 amino acids. Gene Ontology annotation, molecular function: structural constituent of cytoskeleton. Gene Ontology annotation, cellular component: intermediate filament. The record is from RefSeq and is a predicted model, not a curated record. Lineage: Eukaryota; Metazoa; Chordata; Aves; Anseriformes; Anatidae.
AAAUGGGUGCUCAUUGCUGAAGAUGAAAGCUUUGCCUGUACUGGAAUUAUAUGUCUCAGGUCUUCAGGCGGUCUGGAAUGCAGUAUAAAAGCCUAUACAACACAAGACUCUUCCAUCCACUUCUCUUGCCUUAUUCGCCCAGGUGAACAGACAUCUCUCUGUCCUGCAGCCAUGUCCUCUAAUGACCUGUGUCCUCCCACCUCCUGUGGCCCAACGCCACUCGCCAACAGCUGCAAUGAGCCAUGUGUCCGGCAGUGCCAGGAAUCAACGUACGUGAUCCAGCCGCCUCCUGUGGUGGUGACCCUGCCUGGCCCCAUCCUCAGCUCCUUCCCUCAGAACACCGCUGUAGGAUCCACCAGCUCGGCUGCUGUAGGCAGCACCCUCAGCUCUGAGGGAGUCCCCAUCUCCUCUGGGGACAGCUCUUCGGGAUUUGGAAGCUUUGGCUAUCCAGGUCUGGGCAGUGGGUACAGCCGGCCCUAUAAUCGCUACAACACCUACCGCAGUGGCUUCUGUGGGCCAUGCUAAAGCAUGAGGAGCAACCAGGAAGAAAUGACCAGAAACGCUGAAGCACGACCUGACGCAGGAGAGAGCUCAUGGCCAUGGUUUUCAGAUGUGGUGUUAGGCCCCCACAACUCCACCUGAAGUGAAUGGAGCUGUGGGAGCUUGGCAUCUCCUAAAAUCAGGCAUUUGCUUGUGUUAUUCUUUGAAUACUUCAUAUUUCUGAUGAAAAUUUUUUUCUUCUAUUGCUGUAGAUGGGACUUCAUUGUUUCAGUACACAGCAGCAUUGAGAAAAGAAACCUAGGAUGAAAAGACAUAUUAGCUAUUGUCUUACUGACUCCUAGAAAUAUUUGCUUACACUUUGUACUUUUU